ACUGAGAUGUCUGGAAGUAGCAAAAUCUCUCGUGAAACUCUUAACGAGUGUGUUGCUGAGCUUUUGAAGAAGUCAACAGAAAAGAAGCGUAAGUUUCGAGAGACUGUAGAGCUUCAGAUUGGACUGAAAAAUUAUGAUCCAAAGAAGGAUAAGCGUUUUAGUGGAACUGUCAGACUCAAAUACAUUCCACGCCCGCAUGUAAAGGUUUGUAUUCUUGGUGAUCAGAAGCACUGCGAUGAGGCUAACGCUAAUGGUCUUCCUUGUAUGACGGCUGAUGAUUUGAAAAAGCUGAAUAAGGAUGCGAAACUUAUUAAAGGACUUUGUAAGCGUUAUAACGCUUUCUUGGCCUCGGAAUCUCUUAUCAAGCAGAUUCCUCGUAUUCUUGGUCCUGGACUUAACAAAGCUGGAAAAUUCCCGUCUGUGGUGACGCAUAACGAUAAUUUGACAGUUAAAGUUGAUGAGAUUAAGGCAACCGUUAAAUUUCAGAUGAAAAAGGUUAUCUGCUUGGCUGUAGCAAUUGGACAUGUUGAGAUGACUCAAGAAGAAUUAGUUUCAAACAUUUCUCUCGGAAUAAAUUUUCUUGUCUCUUUGCUGAAGAAGAACUGGCAGAAUGUUCGCUCGCUUCACAUCAAGUCUACAAUGGGGCCGCCACAGCGUCUUUAUUGA
Molecule: messenger RNA, 666 nt
Organism: Meloidogyne enterolobii
Lineage: Eukaryota; Metazoa; Nematoda; Chromadorea; Rhabditida; Meloidogynidae
Source: the annotation of a GenBank genome assembly